This is a messenger RNA of Parnassius mnemosyne (clouded apollo), 891 nucleotides long. The record is from the annotation of a GenBank genome assembly. Lineage: Eukaryota; Metazoa; Arthropoda; Insecta; Lepidoptera; Papilionidae.
AUGAAAAAAACCAUUAGCGAUAAAUAUCCAAUACCGAAUAUAUCGGAUGUACUAGAUAAGUUAGGAAAUUGCCAAUAUUUCACAACCUUUGAUUUAACCAGUGGAUUUUACCAGGUCGAAAUGAACCCCAGUGACAUACCGAAAACAGCAUUCAACGUUGAACAUGGGCAUUUCGAGUUCUUACGGAUGCCCAUGGGCCUGAAGAACUCGCCAUCCACGUUUCAGCGUGUCAUGGAUAACGUGCUCCGUGACCUCCAAAAUACAGUUUGUCUCGUGUACUUAGACGAUAUUAUUGUGUUCAGCACUUCCUUACAAGAACACAUGGUAAAUCUCGAGAAAGUAUUUCAGAAACUACGGGAAUCCAAUUUUAAAAUACAAAUGGAUAAAUCCGAGUUUCUUAAAUUGGAAACCGCUUAUUUAGGACAUAUAAUCAGUAAAGACGGCAUUAAGCCAAAUCCUAGUAAAAUAUCAGCCAUAGAAAAGUAUCCAUUACCCAAAACCGCAAAAGAGAUUAAACAGUUUUUAGGCCUUAUAGAAUAUUAUCGGAAGUUCAUCCCAGACUUUGCACGAAUUACUAAACCUCUGACACAAUGUCUAAAAAAGGGACGAAAAAUAACUCUUGACACAGACUAUAUUAACUGCUUCGAAAAGUGCAAGACUCUCUUGACUAACGACCCAAUCCUUCAAUAUCCUGACUUCAACAAAGAAUUCAUCCUGACCACUGACGCAUUCAAUGUAGCAAUAGGAGCCAUCCUAUCUCAGGGACCCAUAGGAUUAGACAAACCUGUAUGUUACGCUUCUAGAACUCUAAAUGAGAGCGAAGUUAACUACAGCACUAUAGAGAAAGAACUCUUUGCCAUCGUGUGGGCAACCAAGUACUUUAGACCCUAA